GAUAAUUGUGAUCUCUGUAAAUAUGAAAGCUAUCGGAUUUCAUAUGUGAUGGUUGCAUCACGUCUUAUGAAACAAAAAUGGAAUCAUUUUAUACAAUCUCGUUUGCUAAAGUGGCAGUAACUCCGUCACCUAUUUAAACCCCGCCCAUUUUCUAGGUUUGAGGUUUUUUUUUUCGCGCUCAUAUGUCAUCAUUUUCAUGGCUUAAUUUCAGAGACAAGAAACUGGAGAACCCGCCAUUGAAGAGCAGAGAAAGCCCUGCUUCGACCUCCUUAAAUGGCAAGGAUCCUUCAUGGGCUUCAACGUUUUCGAACUAUCAUAGUGUACUCUUCUUCCUAUAAUGGUGUUCCUGCAAAUUACACGGCUCUUGAAAAUCUGUUAUCACCUAAGAAUUACCAGAUUUUUUCCGAUUUUCACAGUCAUAUAGCGUACAGAUCCUUUUCAUGGUGGAAUUCGAGUGGAAACCCUAAUCCUCAGGCUGAUAAUCAUAAUGGUGGACUUGUUUGUAAACUGAGUGAGGACUUGGGGAGAGAUGCAGACGUAUCAAGCCGACGAUUUGAUGCCCAAGCAGUUGCAGAAGGUGCGGAAGCUCUUGCAGAGAGUUCGGGAAAAGGGAUCGAGUGGUACUUUCCUGUUGAUGGUGUGAUUGGUCUACUUGAUGGGCUCCAUGGUGUCACUGGUCUUCCAUGGUGGGCUGUCAUUACUACGUCUACACUUGCGCUUAGGAUGACAUUGUUUCCCAUACUUGUUUUGCGGCUCAAGCAGUUGGAGAAGAUCUCAGUCUUAUUCCCAAAAUUGCCUCCAAUCCCAAAUCCAUUCUCAGGAGGGAAUUUCCAAGAACAAUUUGUGCUCUUUCAAAAAGAAAGAAAAGCUAUUGGAUGUCCCUCGCUUAUGUGGAACUUUGCAGCCUUUGCUGUCCAGGCACCUUGUUUUAUAUUAUGGAUGAUGAGCAUUCGAAGAAUGUCACUCAACCAUCAUCCUGGAUUUGAUUCUGGUGGCAUGUCAUGGUUUCAAGAUUUGACACAGUAUCCACAUGGUGAUCUUGCUCCUAUGUUUCCGAUAAUAGUCGCGGCGUUGCAUUUUGCUAAUGUGCAGGUAUCUUUUGCUACAGUUAAGGUGGGAGACAUACCUGGGCUGUUGGGUUUAAUAACCAAAUAUUACAAGCUGUGGUUGAAUAUUAUGACACUCCCCAUUUUUUUUAUUGGGUUUUGCAUUCCCCAGGGGAGCUUACUGUACUGGUUCACAAAUAGCUCAUUGACCCUAGUUCAGCAAAUUUUACUGAAGCAACCGUACAUUCUCAAAUAUUUUGGGCUACGAGCAAAUUUAGGAAAUCCAGCCCUUAGAGUUCCUAAGGAGAAGUUAGACCAGGAUGAUCUGCUUGUUAUUGCUUACCAACAGUUGGCUAGCGGACAUCAAGAAAAAGCACUUUCGUUGUUACGAAUAGCACUCGAGCAAGAUCCUGAAAUGACCAAAGCCAUGAUUGCUAUUGGAGAGAUCCUAUUGUCAAGAAAAUUACUGCCUGAGGCUGCUGAAAAUUUUGAGCGUGCUAUUGCAAAGGCUAAAGACGGAGCUGAUAGCCUCCUAAUUGCGGCAUACUUCGGAGCUGGAGUUUCUUAUUUUUUGCAGGGUAGCAAGUCAGUUGGCAUAGAGUAUCUUAAAAAGGUAACACUUUUCAAGGAACCUGAAGAUCCUUGGCAAAAGGCUUGUUACUACAAGGCCUUUGUCACUUUAGGAAGUGCUCUAUUUCAAGAAGGUUUGAAGGGUGAAGCUAUGGGAUAUUUGCGUCGAGCUGCAGAAUAUGAUUCUGCUGUCAUGGUUUAUGUCAAAGAAUGCGAGAAUGAUGAGAAUACAACAACAACGGUUGGAGAGCUUACAAGGUGGGUCUUCAACAUUCAAAUAAAAGCAAGCUUUUCCUGGAUGGAAACAAUUGUAUGUGAGUAUGAGCACCCUAUUCAAGACCACUGGCCAUCCAAAGGCUUGUAUUUUUGGUGGGGAAUGAAUGGAUCAGGACUACUGAUUGACGAUAGGGAAACGGUUGGUGCACAUCACAAACAAUAGCAGAGCAGCAUUCAUUCCUUGUCAACAUCCAUUUUGAAGGGUGUAUUCAUGGAGGAUUAGGCACAUAGGGGGUAAUAUUCUCAUGGUCGGUUUUUGUGUGUGUGUGUGUGUGUGCGUGCAUGAGUCAUGCUUGGUGGGUUAGGUUUAAGUCCAGGUCCUAAAUCACAAGAUGGGUUCGAUUCCAACUUGUAUGCUAUUGGGUUAGGUUUGAGUUGCAGCCCAACUUAUGAGGCCUUAUUGUUUGUCUUUACAUUGGUCUCUCUUUAGUGUAGAUGUUCUAUAGCCUUGGAAUUGAACAAAACCCCACUACUUCAUUUAGUUUUGUAAUCCACCAAGAAAGCUAUCAUUGGGUCCAAAAAAGUAGUCCAUGGGAGCUUUGAAUUUGAUUAAUCUGUACCAUCCAUUCUUAGGAAAGAUUAUAGGAAAAAUUAUAGAUACCCCGUUUGACCCUUCUUUCCAAGGCAUGCCACCACCCAAUACUUUGUAAAUCACACUCCUAACCCCAAAACUUUUUAUAUUUGCCCGGCACAACUUGAUAUAGAGCCGGUCUGGCACAUUUUUUGUGCUGGAUGGCUCUGUAUUCAAGUUUUGCCGGUCCGAAUGACAUGUGUUGGGCGUCAUGUUUUGGUAUCAUGGAUUAAAAUGUGAGGGAGGGGGUAUUUUAGUUUUAAAAAAAUCAUUGUUUUACAUGGGGGUGUAUACGAAGAAAAAUGGUUGUUGGGGUCAAUAGUGUGGUAUCAAAAGCGGUUUGGAGGUGGAGGAUGUCUAUAAAGAGCAAAUUGGAGGGUUUUUAUCGUAUUCCCUAUGUUGUAAGAUUAUUCCCACCUUAUAUCAUGUAUGUGUUGCAUAAAGCUACAAUCCCAUGCUUUUAGCUAUUGCACAUUACUUCUUUUUUUCUUUUUGAUGAAGUUAACUGUUGUACUAAGAGGGGAAAAUAGUACAAAGUUGAGUCUCCAAAAGGUAUGAGACUAUUUACAGACAAAAAUGGCAACCCUCUUAGAUGGACCUCUAUAGAAGGCUUCCAAUGGUGGGAAAAAUAGCAAAGGGGAAAAAUAGUGUCGAAGACUGCACACAAAUGGACUGAGCAUGCAAAAAAUAUCUGUGUUAUAGAUGUUUAGAGCGCCCGCAUUAGCGAGAGAAUAAGUAUGGGAAUUAUUUUCUCGCCAAAUGUGACUCCAUGCAAUUGUGAUGUCCCUGUGCAAGUGAUUAAUCUCUUCAAAGUUGAGAGUCAGAGGCCAGGGACAAGAAGUCGAACCCAAGACCAGGUAAGGACAUUACUAGAGUCGCCUUCUGCUAACACACCUGUGCCCCAUGAGGGAUCGAACAGUUUAAGGCCUUCGAGAAGAGCAAGAGCCUCAGCAGUUUGGGAAUCUGAGUGGCCGAUAUGUCUAGAGAAUGAGGCUAGGAUGGUGCCUUCAUGGUUCCUGAAAAGGCCGCCUAUGCCGGUUCAGGUGGACGCUACGGAUAAGCUUGGGGAAUUCAAUGCCUGUUGAGGUUGAGCAUGGCCACCCAGUUCAUAUGGAAGGCAGAAGGAGGGAAGCCUUUGAAGGUCUUGUGAUUGGAAGCCCAGAAAUCACAGCACAGUUUAUCUUUUCAAAUAUGGCUGACGGGGAUGAACUCCCUGCAAAAAAUAUGUUGAUUGCGUUCGAUCCAAAUGGUCCCAAGAAGAGCAGGUACUGCCGCUUUCCAAAGUAGGAUAUACCUAAUUUGGGCCAGGGAUGGCAAGAGAGAGGAAAAAAGUUGAGGGAUUGAACUGGGGGUUACCUAUUGCCAUUGAAACAACUGAAGGAGGGAUCCCCACAGUUGGAAUGCUUUGGGACAUAGGGUGAACAGAUGGGCAUUUGUCUCUUCACCAGCCUUACACAUGACACAGCGGUUAGGUAUUGGCAUACCCCUUCACUGGAGUUGAUCUACUGUGAGGACUCUCUCGACCAGGGCCAGCCAGUUGAAGAACUCAAUUUUGGGGAGACCAAAGGAGUUUCAAGCCUUGGCUACAAUAGAUGGGGGAGCAUGGAGAAAGGUGGGGGGAUCCAGUAGCUUUUUAUAGGGGGAGGAGACUGAGAAAGAUCCUGAGGGAGCUGGGCACUAGAUGAUGCUAUCCUCGCCUCGUAGGGGAAGGAAAGGUCAAGGAACUCUUGGAAUUCUGCAUCAGAUGGUGGUCUUCUGAAUGUUGGGCUCCAGCUCUAGUCAACCCUAGAACUGGAAAUUGGUCUUCAACUGUGGCUUGACGAUUAAGGGCUAAUGGGAAGAGGGAUCGGAAUUGGUCCUUGAGGGGGGUUUGGCCUAACCACAGAUCUUGCUAAAAACUUACCCGAAAGCCCCUUCUGGGUGGAGUCUAGUGUAGCUUUUGAAAAGGUGAAGAAUGGGGAGUGACUUCCAUAUGCUCGAGGACCUUAUAUUGGCUCUAAACUUGGGCGCCAAAAACAGGGUCUAGGCGAUAUUUGUGGUUCAGUACUGCCUUCCAUAGGUUGGCUGUCUUGAGUUGCGUACCUUCACCACUACUUCCUGAGCAAAGCAAAAUCAAACUUUUUUUCUUUUCUUUUUUUCCUUUUUUUCUUUUUUUUUUCAAUUGCAGUGCUACUUUUCAGCGUAGUGAUUUUUAAUAUCUAUUACUAACAUUAACUUGUUGACUUAUGG
This is a messenger RNA of Amborella trichopoda, 4692 nucleotides long. The record is from RefSeq and is a predicted model, not a curated record. NCBI's taxonomy places the organism in Eukaryota, Viridiplantae, Streptophyta, Magnoliopsida, Amborellales, Amborellaceae.